GCUUUAUCGCUGUCCCAUGAUUGUCCAAUACUUUUAAAAGGUGAAAUAAUUAGUGCUUUUUGUUCCAACAAAACCAAUGACGCACUGAAUGCUUAGUAUUUUAUAAAGCGUUUCGGCGUGACGAAGGCGAAGGUAUCACGACGAGUCCGCAUCCUAAUAUUAAAUUUCUGUAAGGCGUUUAAUCGUGCAUCGAUCUCACAAUGAGUCAUGAGAAGGAUUACAAUCGUGAAACGAAUUUUUCCGGGGGCUACAUCCACGAUCAUCAAGACAAGGAUCACGAUGUAAAUGUAAAUCUACUCUGUAAGAUGUCAAACAAAUUUCCAUGGCAGUUUGUCAAAUCGAGCUAUUUCAAUGCAAGUUCACCCGGUACUGUAUCUUCGGGGAGCAGCACAAAUUCUCAUUGUUGUCGUCAAUCACCAGACGAUCUCAGCGUUGACUCCUUAAUCAACAGUUUACUGCAAGUCGUAAAUGGCGAUAUCCUGAAUGGAUCGACUUCCUCGCAGUUCUCUCAAACUGGAAAUUCCAUCAAUAACGAAUGCAAAGAUUGCCUUGACACAAUUUGCGACUCGUGUUCCGCGGGUCAAUUUUCGAAUACGACGGAAUUAAACCACGAGGAUGAGCAUAAUCAAAUGCUAGCCAUACUUACAGGAAUACCAAGUCCUCCGAUAAUCAACAUACCAAAUUUGAAUUCUACAGAACUACCUCUAUUCUGCAACGUGCAUCACGACGCUAACAAAUUUUAUUGUCAAACUUGUAGUAAACCUCUUUGCAGCGAGUGCGGAAUUCAUCAUCAUCAUGGACACAUAACGAUAAAUUUAAUGGAAGCUGUCGAGGGGGCUGGAAUGCAAGCGAAUAAAGUAUUAAAAGAGGCUAAACUUGGAAUCACGGCUCUCAGGGAGGAACUGGAUGCUGUACAAAUAGCAGCAGAAAUUUUGGAACAAAAAGCAAGGCAAGCGACAGCGGACGUGAUGUUGUGCGUAAGAAGAGUAGCAUCUGCUUUGGAAACGAGGGAGAAGGAGUUGUUAAGUAAAAUUGAGAAAGCUCGACUUCUUAAAUUUGCCGCUUUAAAAGCGAGAGACGAAGGACUAAGAAACGGAAUCUCCCGAUUGUCGCGAGCUGCUGAUAAGCUUAGCGAAGCAAUGGAGUCUAAAACACUUGCUAGUAAUCCACUGAACUUGUUGCUUACUAAGGACAUGGCAUCAGCCGAGUUAUUUAUUAAAUAUAUUAUUAACAAAGAAAGUGUAAUGAAUAUUUUAGAUUCAGUAUAUUAUUUUCGUUAAUCAUAGGUUUUUCAGAUUCGUCAAAGUCGACAAUAUCUUCCCUCGCAAGAAGAAAACUGGAUUUCUUUCAACGGUUUGGAGGGGACGACACUUAAUGCUAUUGCAAAUCUUGGAGCUGUUGUAGUGAAUAAUCCGGGCCCUAUAGGCGAUCGUCGUGCCGUAACAGGCCGUGGAAAUUCGCCUCAAAUAUUUCCCAGGCAGAGACUUUCGAUCUCGCCGGCUUCAGGACCACGAGGAAGGCCAAUCCCUUCGAACACGUUUCCGGUUAAAGUUAAGAUAAAUCGCAACUCCGAUUUGUCGGUGAAGCCGUUGAAAAUCAUCGGGAACGACGGAGAUCCACAAAAUAAUCUUUGCCGACCGUGGGGUGUAGCGUGUGAUAGAGAAGGGCACAUAGUGGUCGCCGAUAGAUCGAAUAAUCGCAUACAGAUAUAUCGACAAGAUGGUUUCUUCGUGAGAAGAUUUGGCAGCCAUGGUACCGCGCCAGGGCAAUUCGAUCGUCCGGCUGGCGUAGCAGUCGAUUCGCGGCGACGUAUCAUCGUAGCUGAUAAGGAUAAUCAUCGUAUACAGGUACUGACAAUGGAAGGCCUAUUUCUUUUAUAUUUCGGCGAGAAGGGAUGUCGUUGCGGGCAAUUUAAUUACCCCUGGGACGUAGCUGUGAAUUCUGAAUGCCAAAUAGUCGUGUCCGACACGAGGAAUCAUCGUGUCCAAUUGUUCAGCCCGGAGGGUGUUUUUUUACGAAAGUACGGCUACGAGUCGACUCCGAACAUGUGGAAGCAUUUCGACUCGCCGCGCGGGGUGGCGUUUAAUCCGGAAGGCAAUGUUGUUACAACGGAUUUCAAUAAUCACAGAAUCGUGAUAAUCGAUGCUGAUUUUAUGCACGCUAGAAUUUUCGAGUGCGAAUGCACAGGUAGUUCGAAACAGUUCCUGAGGCCACAGGGUUUAGUGAUCGACGACGACGGUAACAUUAUUAUAGCCGACUCUAGGAAUCACAGAAUACAAGUAUUCGAUUCGGCUGGUAUAUUAAAAUGGCGAUUCGGUAGCUAUGGUAAAGGCGAGGACGAAAUGGACAGACCAUCGGGUAUCGCUUUAUGCCCGGAUGGUAGAAUCGUAGUUGUAGAUUUUGGUAAUAAUCGAGUUCUUCUUAUUUAGAUUGGUUGAUUGGCAUAUGAGAAUAAAAUUUUAUACGUGUUGA
This is a messenger RNA of Colletes gigas, 2472 nucleotides long. It is a transcript of the gene wech, whose product is annotated as E3 ubiquitin-protein ligase TRIM71-like. Gene Ontology annotation, biological process: proteasome-mediated ubiquitin-dependent protein catabolic process; protein polyubiquitination. The record is from RefSeq and is a predicted model, not a curated record. Gene Ontology annotation, molecular function: protein binding; zinc ion binding; ubiquitin protein ligase activity. The transcript is spliced from 7 exons. Lineage: Eukaryota; Metazoa; Arthropoda; Insecta; Hymenoptera; Colletidae.